Molecule: messenger RNA, 2706 nt
Organism: Colletotrichum truncatum
Lineage: Eukaryota; Fungi; Ascomycota; Sordariomycetes; Glomerellales; Glomerellaceae
Product: k+ homeostasis protein kha1
Biological process (GO): proton transmembrane transport
Cellular component (GO): membrane
Molecular function (GO): antiporter activity
Source: RefSeq, a predicted model, not a curated record
AUGUCGACCGUAGCAGGGGCGACAGCCUCGGUCGUUCCCACGCCCACUCCUACUGGCGAUAGGGCCCCCUCACAGGGUGGAAUCUUCGAGGGCAUGAACCCCUCUGUCUUCAACCCAGCAGACCCGAUUAUACUGUUUAUCAUACAAGCAACUAUCGUCAUUACUUUGACGAGGCUACUGUACUGGCCUUUGUCCAAGAUUCGUGAGCCAAAAGUUAUCGCAGAAGUUAUUGCUGGUAUUCUUCUUGGGCCUUCGGUCCUUGGUCGAAUCCCUGGCUUUACCGCAGCCAUAUUCCCCCCGAACUCCAUGCCGCCCUUCCGACUGGCAGCAAAUAUUGGCCUCGUUCUCUUCUUAUUCCUCGUCGGUCUUGAGAUCAAUCUGUCGUAUCUUCUCAGUAACUGGCGGACCGCCAUCAGUGUCGCGACUCUCGACAUGGCUAUUCCCUUCGGACUGGGCGUCGCGGUCGCCUACGGACUGUACAAUGAUUUUCACGACGAACCUGGCAUCGCUCCGAUUUCUUUUGGAGUUUUCGCGCUUUUCAUUGGCGUGGCCAUGGCUAUUACUGCAUUCCCUGUGCUGUGCCGCAUCUUAACCUCUUUGAAAUUACUCAACACCACCGUUGGAGUCAUCGUUCUUACCUCUGGUAUCGCCAAUGAUGUUGUCGGAUGGGUUCUCCUCGCACUCUGCGUCACCCUUGUCAACUCCGGUGCCGGCUUGACAGCGGUAUGGAUUCUGUUGGUCUCCAUUGGCUUCGCCCUGUUUCUCGGAUUUGCUGUUCGGCCAGCUUUCAUGUGGGUGCUUCGCAGAACAAAAAGCUUAGAGAACGGCCCUACUCAAGGAGUUGUCGCCUUGACGUUACUUCUUGUGUUGGGCUCUUCAUUUUUCACGAGCAUUAUCGGCGUACACUCAAUCUUCGGAGCCUUCAUGGUCGGCCUAAUGUGUCCCCAUGAAGGUGGUUUUGCCAUCAAAUUGACUGAGAAAAUUGAGGAUUUGAUAUCGACUCUCUUUGUGCCCCUGUUUUUUGCGCUUUCAGGAAUCAAUACCAACCUGGGCCUACUGGACAGUGGACGCACUUGGGGCUAUGUCAUUGCUAUUAUUAUUGUAGCUUUUCUCAGCAAGGUCAUCGGGGGCACCGCUGGUGCUCGCAUGAACGGCUUGGUUUGGCGGGAAUCCUUUACUAUUGGAACCCUCAUGUCCUGUAAGGGACUUGUCGAACUCAUUGUUCUAAAUAUUGGCCUUCAGGCCAAAAUUCUCAGUACUAGGACUUUCACCAUGUUCGUCGUCAUGGCUCUUGUCACAACCUUCGCCACAUCUCCCCUAGUCAUGUGGCUAUAUCCACCUUCUUACCAACAGAAACUGGACCUUUGGAAGAGAGGCAAGAUCAACUGGGACGGGACCCCAAUCACUCACGAUGCUGAUGGCGAAGUCGAAGAUGAUCAGAAAGAGGCUGCCAACAAGAUGCUGGUCUACCUCCGCACCGAUGGUCUCUCGAGUCUGAUGUCUACCGUUUCCAUGUUUACUAGUGGCCAACGUCUUUCAAACUCUAAGAAUUCCGCCAUGGACAUCCACGGAAAUCGUAGCGGCGAAAAAGGCCUCGUCGAACAUGCAGCUGUAGGUCCGGAGGCAGAAUCUCCUCCACAGGAGCUGUUGCGCAUUCACGGCUGCCGCCUGGUCGGCCUUACUGAACGCAACUCUUCUGUCAUGAAGGUCUCGGAAAUUGAGGACUACGCCGGGCAUGACCCCAUCAUCAAGGCUUUUGGCAUAUCCGCCAACAACACAACCAGAGACGUCAUGAUUUCUGGUCAGAUUGCCGUGGUCCCCGAAGACUCGUUUGCCGAUACACUGGCUACUGAGGCAGCUAAACAAGGCACUGACCUGAUACUCGUUCCCUGGAGCGAAACUGGAACGAUCUCCGAGCUGCCAUCGUUUUACAGUGCUACGAUGCGAGGGGACCCUCUCACCAGCGGCGAUUUCUCUAAUCUUAUGUGCAGUAUCUUUGACGAGGCCAAGAACGUUUCUGCCGUGGCAACAUUCAUCGAUGCGACACUUUUGAACAAGUCUGACACGUCCGAGACAGGCGUUAAGAGACCCAGACAGCUUCAGAGGCACGUUUCUGGUGUUAGUCUUUCGGAACUCCAGGACCCUUCCGCGGCCAGAUUCUUUUCUGCUGAGCGACGAGGUAAAAGGUCUAUCCGGGUAUUGUACACCGGCACUGAAGAUGAUAUAUUCGCCGUCAGGCUCGGCGUGCAGCUUGCGCAAAAUGAGAAUCUCGAGGUCACCAUCACCGAAGCAGCUGACCCAGAUGCCUCUGCAAACAUGAAAUACGUUCGCAUCAAGGCCAACAUUCAAGAUUCAAUUGCCAAUCGGAUAAUCUUCAGCCAAAUCGACGCCGCCAAGAAUGCUACCCCUUCGAGCGUCAUUACCGAAAUUCUUGAAUUGCAAAGUGCAGACCCGAGGGCUACUACAUUUAUCAUCGGUCGGUCAGUUGCGGCGUCACAAACUUCGCAAAUCGAGAUAGACGGGUCAUCCAGCGUCGUAGAUCCACGCAAGACUCUUGGCCCCACUGCUGCUGAACUCAUUUCGGAGAUCAAGACGAAGAAGAUAGCCAAUGCUAGCGUGCUGGCAGUGCAAGGAAAGCGUCAAGCGAAUUCCAAGCAGACACUCCAGAGGAAACCGAGUGUGUAUUCGCACGCGAGCAGAACUUGA